UAGCCUAUCUCUGCAUAUCUGAGCUCAAGCUUCCAUCAAUUAACAGCAAGAUCCAAGAACGGGACGAUAUCACAAUCCGCCCCUGUUCUCUCCACUCCACUCCACUCCACCUGCUUUUUGUUUGUUUGAUUGUUGUUUUUCUUUUUUUUUGCUGCCACCCUCAUAACCCGGAUUAAAUUACGCAUUGCACCUUUAAGAAGCUGUCACCAGGAUUAGAGUUACGCACGGUGAGAGCCAAGAGGGGUUUUACGCACCGUCGGUAUCCAGAGGAGUUCUCCUGCUUCAGCCACAGUCUCUCUCCCUCUGCGCCUGACACCGAACCCACGGGGGAGCCGUCCACACCGCGCGCGCCAUGGCCGAGACAGGGACAGGGACAGGGACCGGGUCCGGGUCCGGGACAGGGAAAGGGGUCACAGCCGGGAAACUGGCCAUCAACGUCCAGAAGCGGCUGACCAGAGCGCAGGAGAAGGUUUUGCAGAAGCUCGGCAAAGCUGACGAGACCCGAGAUGCCGCCUUUGAGGAGAUGGUGGCCAGAUUCAACAAGCAGACGGUAGAAGGCGCCAAACUGCAGAAAGACCUGAAAGCCUACGUGACGUCAGUGAAAAUUCUGCACGACGCGUCGCGGCGGCUGCAGGACUGUCUGGCCGAAAUGUACGAACCCGAGUGGUUCGGCAAGGAGGAGAUGGACGCGCUGACAGAGGACACAGACACGCUGUGGUUAGACUAUCACCAGAACAUCACGGACAAAUGUGUGGUGUGCAUGGACACGUACCUGACUCAGUUUCCUGAUCUGAAGGCUCGCAUAGCAAAGCGUGACAGGAAGUUGGUGGACUUUGACAGUGCCAGGCAUCACUUUGCCUCCUUACAGAAAGGGAAGAAGAAGGAUGAGGCCAAGAUCGCCAAGGCAGAGGAAGACCUCGGUCGAGCCCAGAAGAUUUUCGAGGAGCUGAAUGUGGAGUUACAAGACGAGCUUCCAGUCCUGUGGGACACUCGUGUUGGCGUCUAUGUUAACACAUUCCAGAGCCUGGCAGGUCAUCAGGAUAAGUUCCACAAAGAUAUGAGCAAACUCAGCCAAAACCUGAAUGACAUCAUGACCAAACUGGAGGAGCAGCGGCAGCUCAAAAAAGAUGGUACUGCAGAAGCCAAGACAGAAGAUGGUGCAAAGAGUGAUGAAGCCAACCACAGUGAUUCAGCCUGCUCAGCACCAAAGUGUGCUGUGACCAACGGCUCUGAUGGUGAAGUCCCUCCAGGAUUCCUCUACAAGGUGAAGGCGAUUCACGACUACACUGCCACCGAUGGUGAUGAGCUGGAACUGAAGAUGGGAGAUGUCGUGCUGGUUGUGGCCUUUGACAACCCAGAUGAACAGGACGAUGGCUGGCUCAUGGGUUAUCAAGAGUGUCAGUGGUUGCAGAAGAAAGCUCUUUCAGCCAAAGGUGUUUUCCCUGAAAACUUCACCCAGAAGGUUUGAGGUUCAUGACACCCCCAAAGAUUCUUCUCCCACUUCUCCGACACAAACUCUUCCGAAGUCCGUUUCAUAAAUGUCUAUUUCUACACAAUACAAUGUAUUGGUACAGCAUGAUUGGAAAUGUGCACGCACAUCUCAACAGUUAUGACACCAAAUUAUUUAUAUGUGCAGAAAACAGCGAUGGUCUGUAAUCACAGAAUUUCUCGAAUAUAUUUAUGUGCAAGAAAAGUUAAAUGAUGAGAGGAAACAUUUUAGUUGUGACAUUUGUCUAAAAUGUCCAAAUUGCAACACAAAAUAAUGCUGAAUUCUUAACAAUGUGGUGAACACAAGUGAAACACAAGACAAUAGCGAUAUUUAAAAAGAAAAAAAAGAAAGGAGAUAGUCGUGGAUGUACUGUAUGAAUGUCAAAGUAUCUAUGUCGUGUAUCAAGUUUUUGAACAAAAAUCAUUUUUGAGGACUUUUCACAGUUGCGUGCAUGAAGCAUUUGUCAUUUCACUGUGGCACCAGUUGGGGCAUCGCUCCAUGAAAUAUGCCUGUUGCAGGUGUCCCAGGCUAGAGCCCUGGAGAACACCACCCAUAUAAACCGGAUGUUUGCGGGGCUUUUUCUUGCUUUAUCAAAGUGAAUAACUUCCGUUUCUUGAACUUGUAGCUUUAUCAAAGGGAACAGUAGUUUAUCAUUGAUUUAAAUUGGCCAUUUUGAGUAUGUGACAUGAGGAGUGGCUUUAAUUUUCUAAUGCACACGUUUUAUUUUAGUUUUUGAAACAUCUGUUCAUUGAAGCAUGAAAUUCAAAGCUUCUCAUCAAGCUUGGCUACUGAAUAUUUUCCUCCGUCGUCUAUCAUUACCACUAUUUCUGGCUAUAAACCACUGAUUUAGUUGGAGUACUCUGAGAUAUGUUAUUUAAAUAUUUUCCAUAUUUAAUUAUGGAUUUCUGUGAUCUCUGGUAUACGACGAUCUGACCGGACUCUUUUGCUGUCAACACUGGAUCGUUUAUAGAGACAUGUGUUUUCUUUAGUUUCCAAGUAUAAAGGUUUAGACUGCUGUGAGUCCAUGGCUGCAGUGUUACCGAGUUAAAAUAAAUAACGAGCCUGUGAUUUAUCUGACAGACAGAAACCAAAGUUAAACCCCACAAAAAAUGUAUUUUCAAACUAUGGAGAUAAUGAAUAUGGUCACUAUUGCAACAAAUUGGUCAUUAAAGAUUAAUGAAGCAACA
Messenger RNA from Solea solea (common sole), 2676 nucleotides. RefSeq names its product bridging integrator 1b (gene bin1b). The transcript has 14 exons. Gene Ontology annotation, cellular component: cytoplasm; plasma membrane; synaptic vesicle. NCBI's taxonomy places the organism in Eukaryota, Metazoa, Chordata, Actinopteri, Pleuronectiformes, Soleidae. Gene Ontology annotation, molecular function: tau protein binding; phospholipid binding. The record is from RefSeq and is a predicted model, not a curated record. The coding region runs from base 353 to 1468 and encodes 371 amino acids.